AUGUUGGUAUUGUUUGAGUCGGCCGUCGGUUACGCCGUCUUUAAGGUGAGUACUGGUCACCGGAUGCCACGUCUUGAGCUGUCCUAUCAAUGGUAUGUCUCUAUUCCUCUCAGAUGUCGGACGAGUCGAAGCUCUCGAAAGUGGAUAAUCUGUACAAAGAAGGGAAAGAAGUUGAAGAAAAUGCUUAAGAAAGUGGUGCUCAAAGAUGGCAACGAGGAGUUGGCCGUCGCUGACGCCAAACUCGGGAACGCCAUCAAAGACAAGCUGAACAUCGGGUGCGUCACGAGUCAAGCCAUUCAGGAGCUGAUGAGUUGCAUCCGCUCGCAGAUCGAGAAUCUGAUCCCCGAGUGGGUGCCCGAAGACGAGGCCGCCAUGCAGUUGGGCCUCUCUCACGGCAUCGGGAGAUAUAAACUGAAGUUCAGUCCCGACAAAGUGGACACAAUGAUCAUACAAGCCGUGUCCCUUUUGGACGACUUGGACAAAGAGCUCAACAAUUACGUGAUGAGGAGUAAGGAGUGGUACGGCUGGCACUUCCCAGAGCUCUCCAAAAUAGUGACCGACAACUCGGCGUUCAUCCGCACUGUUCUCACCAUUGGAAUGCGAGCGAACGCCGCGACCACCGAUUUGUCGGAUAUACUGCCCGAAGAGGUGGAGGCGAAGGUGAAAGAGAUGGCAGAGGUGUCGAUGGGAACGGAGAUUGCCGACGAGGAUAUGCUAAACAUUCACCACUUGUGCCAAAACGUAUUGGAUUUGCAAGAAUACAGAACCCAAUUGUUUGAGUACUUAAAGAACCGAAUGCUUGCCAUCGCUCCCAAUCUGACGAUACUUGUGGGCGAACUCGUGGGCGCGCGGCUCAUAUCGCACGCCGGAUCGCUCCUGAAUCUGGCCAAACACCCGGCCUCUACCGUACAGAUAUUGGGCGCCGAGAAGGCGCUACCAAACACGACACACCCAAUGACCGACAACUCGGCGUUCAUCCGCACUGUUCUCACCAUUGGAAUGCGAGCGAACGCCGCGACCACCGAUUUGUCGGAUAUACUGCCCGAAGAGGUGGAGGCGAAGGUGAAAGAGAUGGCAGAGGUGUCGAUGGGGACGGAGAUCGCCGACGAGGAUAUGCUAAACAUUCACCACUUGUGCCAAAACGUAUUGGAUCUGCAAGAAUACAGAACCCAAUUGUUUGAGUACUUAAAGAACCGAAUGCUUGCCAUCGCUCCCAAUCUGACGAUACUUGUGGGCGAACUCGUGGGCGCGCGACUCAUAUCGCACGCCGGAUCGCUUGACUUAGACCGGUUUGUGGGCCGGAGAUGGCAUGUCUAUAACCCGCGGCUCUUCCGCGACAAGGCGCGCGACUUCUGGUUUGUGCUGUGUGGGUUCAUACCCGAGGAUAUAGUGCGGGUUGAGUAG
Oppiella nova is the source of this 1404-nucleotide messenger RNA. NCBI's taxonomy places the organism in Eukaryota, Metazoa, Arthropoda, Arachnida, Sarcoptiformes, Oppiidae. The record is from the annotation of a GenBank genome assembly.